This is a messenger RNA of Onthophagus taurus, 1330 nucleotides long. It is a transcript of the gene kraken, whose product is annotated as serine hydrolase like 2 kraken. Lineage: Eukaryota; Metazoa; Arthropoda; Insecta; Coleoptera; Scarabaeidae. The record is from RefSeq and is a predicted model, not a curated record. Gene Ontology annotation, cellular component: membrane. Gene Ontology annotation, molecular function: catalytic activity.
CAAAGUUUCUAAUUUUUGUCCUCGUUAAAUUUAAAUCGAAAUUACAUCAAAAACGCAAAGAACACCUCAUAGUUCAAAGUCCAAACGAUUUCCUAGAUUAAAUCCAUAUCUAAACGCAAGGUAAGGAUGAAAUUGGCAAAAAAAUCGUUUUACAAACAUCAGUUGCGUUCAAGAUCCCAGACGGACCGCACACGACCGUUACAAAACGAAAUUUAACGAGAAUUAAAAAUGACACAACCCAUAAACGGCGUAAAUGGAUGUAACGGUGUGAACGGGAAGUCUGAGAGCUUGGAUUAUGAAGAAAUUGAAAUUCCAGUACCAUGGGGUAUUAUUAGUGGAAAAUGGUGGGGCUCAAAAGAACAACAACCAUUUCUUGCAUUACAUGGUUGGCAAGAUAAUGCAAACACUUUCGAUAAUUUAGCCCCAUUGUUGAUACAGGAAGGUCAUUCAAUUCUAGCGAUUGACCUACCAGGUCAUGGUCGAUCAUCACAUUAUCCUCAAGGAACUUACUAUUACAUUUUCUGGGAUGGUAUCCACUUAAUAAGAAGAAUUGUAAAACAUUUUAAAUGGGAAAAAAUUGAUUUAUUAGGACACUCAUUAGGCGGUAUAAUGUCGUUUUUAUACGCCUCAGUGUACCCUGAAGAAGUAGGAAAAUACAUCAGUAUAGAUAUAGCAGGCCCAGUUACUAAAAGUGAAAAAACCCACCAAAUUCUCGGUGGCUCUGUUGACAAAUUUUUAGAAUUUGAUAACUUAGAUGAAGAAAAAACCCCAACUUACACAUACCAAGAAGCUUUUGAUAUCUAUAAAAAGGCCUACGAAAAAAAUGCGAAUGAAGAAUCAUGUCGGAUAUUGUUAGAGCGAGGUUUAAAAAAGAACGAAGAUGGGAGUUACUCAUUUGCGAGAGAUUUACGAUUAAAAGUAUGCGCGUUAGGAUUCUUCACUGUUGAUCAAGUGAUGGGGUUCGCACAAUGUGUUAAAUGUGAUGUUUUAAACAUCAGGGGUAAUCCAGGUAUGGAUUUUCCCCCAGAAAGAUAUGAUGCGGUUUUAGAUGAAAUUGAAAAAACCUGUGGGAGAUUAGUACGAAAAGUCGUUCCAGGAAAACAUCAUUUACACCUUGAUAACGCAAAAGACGUAGCCAAUGUUAUUAUUGAGUUUUUACAAGAUUAUUAAUUAUUCAUUUGAAUUGGACAAAAAAAUCAGGUUAAUGAGACUUAGUUUUAAUUUGUUGUAGACUAUAUUUAACGUAUUAUUUAUUAUUUUAUGUUUAGUGUGUUAGUGUAAGGUUGAACUAUGUGAUACACAAAGCCUUUAUUAAAUAAUUAAUAAAUUA